UAAAUCACGACGAAGUGGCCUGAUCUUUUUCCUCGCUUCCUUGUCGCCUGUUCCCUUCUUCGCUCUUGGUACCUGAGGCGUCGUUCAAUCAACCAACAACCUCCAAACUUUCUUUCGUCACUACUCUUCUGUCGCUGUGCUGGUUCACUGUCACUCUUUUUUUACACAUUAUCUUUUAAUUCACCGAAAACUAUUCCAUUCGCUUCGCCCGUCAAGAUGCAUUCGUCAAUCCUCGCCAACAUUGUCCUCCUGCUGUCCAUCCUCGGCUUCGUCGCUGCCUCGGAGAUGCCCGCAGCUAAACUCGAAGCCCGCCAAGUCCCCGCGCAACUCUCCAUGAUGGAAAUGUGCCUCGACUACGAAGUCACCGCCAACAUGUCGACCAUUGGCGCAAACAGCUCGUACCGCACCGUCUUCAUGCAAAAGGCCCCCGUCGGCACCAUCAUCACUGCGCGCAUGCUCAACGCAGCCAUGGCGAAACUCCCUGCGCUUACCGCCGACCAAAUGCUCAACAACGCGUGCACCAACAAGACGGCGAUUGCGCUGCAGGAGGCGGAGAGGAACUUUACUCAAGGCAUUGUCGCGCAGUACACGACCGAGGGCUUGCCGGUGGGAAUCAAGGCUGGCCCGGAAGUCAUCCUCAUUUGUGCGGCCAUUUGUGUCAUCUUCUCGAUGACCUGGGUGUUUAGUGGAUGAGAGGGCAUGGAGCAUGGGUUGGACGGUGGUGGCAAGAGGAUGUCGAGUUGCAGGAGGGGCGCAUAGUGGCGACACACGAUAGAAGAAGUGGUAUACCCAAAUAUGGCGUUAUAGUGAAUCCAAGCAUCGACGUUGCGUCUGCGCGCCAUCAUCUUUUCUU
Messenger RNA from Parastagonospora nodorum SN15, 853 nucleotides. RefSeq lists its product as hypothetical. Lineage: Eukaryota; Fungi; Ascomycota; Dothideomycetes; Pleosporales; Phaeosphaeriaceae. The record is from RefSeq and is a predicted model, not a curated record. Bases 217 to 693 code for a protein of 158 amino acids. The transcript has a single exon.